AUGGCCGCAUACACCCCAAACACCCAUGUCCAGCUGGCAGGAUCGAUCCUCAGGGACGAAUACGAUAGCAUCAACCGCAAGAUCACCAACCUUCAAGGAGCCCACCUGGCCGCUCUGCGUACCCUCAGCCCUUUACCGGAAGACCCACCCCUUCUCACCUCUAUCUGGCUCAGCUGCCAGGAUGACUUGAAAGGGUAUUGUCAAAAUCUGGAACAGGCUAUCAAGGCUUUGGAGGCAAUGAAGAUGGAUAUUGUCAAGGGUCUCGCCAGCAGGACUACCCAUUAG
Molecule: messenger RNA, 285 nt
Organism: Linnemannia hyalina
Lineage: Eukaryota; Fungi; Mortierellomycota; Mortierellomycetes; Mortierellales; Mortierellaceae
Source: the annotation of a GenBank genome assembly